Sardina pilchardus (European sardine) is the source of this 7026-nucleotide messenger RNA. RefSeq names its product ArfGAP with coiled-coil, ankyrin repeat and PH domains 2a (gene acap2a). The coding region runs from base 135 to 2624 and encodes 829 amino acids. The record is from RefSeq and is a predicted model, not a curated record. The transcript is spliced from 25 exons. Gene Ontology annotation, molecular function: protein binding; GTPase activator activity. NCBI's taxonomy places the organism in Eukaryota, Metazoa, Chordata, Actinopteri, Clupeiformes, Clupeidae. Gene Ontology annotation, cellular component: cytoplasm.
AGCAGAAUGGGGUGGGACUGAAUUUCUGGUGAACGGAUUGACCGUGCAGUCGAGGCAGGGUUUCUUGCAUCUCGAUCGUUGGAUUUGGUGAAGACGCAGGUUUCAGAAGCGCAUUUUCCCUUCCAACUGAAGCAAUGAAGGUGACUGUGGAUUUUGAAGAUUGUCUGAAAGACUCUCCUCGAUUCCGAGCGACCAUCGAGGAGGUGGAGACCGAUGUCGGGGAGUUAGAGUCCAAACUAGACAAGCUGGUCAAGCUCUGUAUUGGGAUGAUUGAUGCUGGCAGGGCCUAUAUUCUGGCCAACAAGCAGUUUGUCAACGGCAUCAGAGACCUCGCUCUGCAGUCCACUAGAGAUGUGGUCAUUGAGUCGAGUUUAACCAAGUUCGCUGAAAGUCUACAAGAGAUGAAUAACUACCAUACAAUUUUAUUUGAUCAAGCUCAGAGAUCAAUAAAGUCCCAACUCCAGACAUUUGUGAAGGAGGACCUUCGGAAGAUAAAAGAGACCAAGAAGCAGUUUGACAAGGUGAGCGAGGAGAAGGAGGUGGCGCUGGUGAAGAACGCACAGGUGCCUCGGAACAAGACGCACGAGGUGGACGAGGCCACCAACAUCCUCACCACCACGCGAAAGUGCUUCCGCCACAUCGCCCUGGACUAUGUGCUGCAGAUCAAUGUGCUCCAAUCUAAAAGAAGAUCUGAAAUCCUCAAAUCAAUGCUGUCCUUCAUGCAAGCCCAUCUCACCUUCUUCCACCAAGGCUAUGACCUAUUUAGUGAGCUUGAACCGCUUAUGAAACAGCUAGGCAUACAGCUGGAUCAGCUCGUGGUUGACGCUGCAAAAGAGAAAAGAGACAUGGAACAGAAACAUUCCACUAUCCAACAGAAGGACUUAUUCAACGAGGACACUAAGUUAGAGUACAAUGUGGACACAGACAAUGGGAUAGCCAUGGAGGGAUACCUGUUCAAGAGGGCGAGCAACGCCUUUAAAACAUGGAAUAGGAAAAAAGCAGAUAAUGACAGGCGCUGGUUCUCCAUUCAAAAUAGUCAGAUGGUUUAUCAGAAGAAAUUUAAGGAUAACCCCACUGUGGUAGUGGAAGACCUGCGGCUGUGUACCGUAAAGCAGUGUGAAGACAUUGAGCGGCGCUUCUGCUUUGAAGUGGUAUCACCCACAAAGAGCUGCAUGAUGCAGGCGGACUCGGAGAAGCUGCGGCAGGCCUGGAUCAAGGCGGUGCAGGAGAGCAUCGCCACGGCCUUCAGAGAGAACGGGGACGAACCGGUGACAAGGCUUGACCGCAAGUCCUCUGCGUCCCUGGGCAGUCUGGACUCGGGUGGCGACACCAGGUCUAUGAAGGGCGAGAGCGCCCUCGGGAGGGUGCUGGCCAUCCAUGGGAACGACACCUGUGCCGACUGUGGGCAACCCGAGCCACGCUGGGCCAGCAUCAACCUGGGCAUCACACUCUGCAUCGAGUGCUCCGGCAUACACAGGAGUCUGGGUGUGCACAACUCCAAAGUCAGGUCCCUUACACUGGACUCUUGGGAGCCAGAACUGCUCAAGUUAAUGUGUGAACUUGGAAACGGGGUGAUAAACCAGAUCUAUGAGGCCCGUCGGGAGGACCUGGGAUGCAGGAAGCCGCAGCCUGGAGACCCCAGACAGGAGAUUGAGGCCUUUAUCAGAGCCAAGUACAUUGACAGGAAGUUUGUCCUGAAGCCUUCUGCCAUGGAGCAGAGAGCUAAGGUGAUUAGCCUGAGCAAACAGGACAAGCAGCCGAGGAGUUGUGCCGAGUUCCUGCCCCCACGGCCGCCUCCGCCUACCCCAAAGCUCCGCACCGCCUCCAGCACCUCAGUAGCGGCCGCCGGCCAGGAGGUCCGCCGUGACUCGCUCUUCUGCCCUGACGAGCUUGACUCGCUCUUCUCCUACUUUGACACUUCCUCAAAGCUGCGGAGUUUGCGGAGUGCGGAUAGUGGCAUACAGAACAGUGCAGAUGGCAGUCGGGAGAUGCUGGCCUCCACUCCCUCCAGCAACAGCCUCAGUGAGCCAGUCUCAGAGCCUGAGUCUGAGUCCCCAGUGGCGGUGCCGCGGACGGAGUCUCCGCCGGUGUUCUCCGAGCUGACGGACUUCUCGUCAGACCUGCUGCUGUACUGGGCCUCCUGCGCCUGCAGUAUCCCCGACAUGGCCGAGGCCAUGGCCCACGGCGCCGACAUCAACUGGGUCAACUCCGAGGACAGCAACCGCACGCCGCUCAUACAGGCAGUCCAAGGGGGCUCGCUGGUCACCUGUGAGUUCCUCCUCCAGAACGCUGGUAAUGUGGACCAGCAGGACAUCCGCGGCCGAGGCCCUCUGCACCACGCCACCAUACUGGGCCACACAGGUCAAGUGUGCCUGUUUCUGAAGAGGGGAGCCAAACAGAAUGCUGUCGACACUGACAGCAGAACUCCGCUGUCCAUCGCUGUGGAGGCUGCCAACGCUGACAUAGUCACUCUGCUGCGUCUGGCCAAGAUGAACGAGGAGAUGCGGGAGACGGAGGGAGUGUUUGGCCAGCCAGGUCAAUAUCCCUCCCACAACACCCAAACUGAACAGCAGUAUAAGAAAUGCAUACAGGAGUUUAUCACUCUGCAGUUGGAUGAGUCCUAAACCUGGCUAAAUGUGUUACAGAAUAACAACAACAACAAAAAAACAAUCCUUUUCAGUAUUUACAUAUAAAUUGGCAACAAGAAAAGCAAUUCAACUAUUUCCAAUACCUCAGCCAGACCAUAGAGUGCUAUGAAACUGAAAUCAUUGUGGGGAAAAAUCAAAUGGUUGUCAUGCAUGUGUAUCGUACAUGCAAACAAACCUCGGCAUCUUGGCAUGUUGUGUGUGCUCAUGCUGGCUAGCAAAAUGGUCACAAGUAGUGUUAUAAGAUCUGGAGAAACCAAAUAAGAUUCUAAAUAUGCAUACAUGUGGUUUGUAUGUUUCCCAAUUUUAGGUGUCAGGAUUGCGUUUUUAAUCCCUGGCUAUAGGUGCUUGUUUCCAGCCUGUUUCACAGGUUGACUGUUUAUAACAAAACCACGAAUGCAUUUGUAAUCGUUCAAAAUCAUAGAAUUGGUUGGUGAUGCACCUACAUAUACCCAGUGACUUCCAGCUUGGCUGGGUUGAGAGGGCUUCACAAUGCCAUGAUAAAAUGGGUCUCAAAGCAGGGUUACAGACUUGAUGUCUUCCUAAAGCAGAGAGAGGCUGUUGUGUUAUCACCUGGCUGUCAGAACAUAUUUUGCACAUUAUCUGGAUGUUGCAGCUAAAUUCUUUUUUCGUUUUUGUGCUCGGUGAUGAAGUUCAUUUCAUAUUGUAUUUAAUCUCUCCUGCUCUCCUAAUACUAGUCUGUGUUGUACUGUAUGUAGAGAAUCUUUGAAUUCACUGUAUGCAUUGAAAUGCUGUGAAGUCCUUUUGGUUUGAAAGUUUGGCCCCUGUGCACAGAGUGGUGGUCUCUGGUCUUGACCGCCUACUGAGACAACUUGAUCCCAUUUUAGAAUGACAAAUAACACCUUUGGAGAUUCUAAUGAGAGAAGUGAAGGCAUUUGCUACCUCAUGCACAUGUGCAACAAACUAUUUCUUAGUGGUAAGUGAAGUUGGAAAGGAUGAGCUGACACAGAACCGGACACCAGGAGUAAAGGGGAAAUAUGAUAAAUGCACUAACUUGUCAUCUCCUGACAUGAUGGAACACCUGUUGUCAAGCGAUCUAAACCAGAGACCACCGACUCUGUGCUUGGGCCCUAUUAUAGGGUACCUAGUUCAAGCUAGAGUCAUCAGCAUCUCCCAUGUAGGCAGGCUUACUCUGUUUCUUGUCCACUGAUUCAGUGGAGACCAUCGCAGACGUUCAAGUCUAAUAACUGUUUCUCAACCUGUGCAUGUGCUUCAUAUCUUUCCAGUAGAGCAUUUACGUACUGUAACUUCAAAAGGACUGAUCAUUACGCUUCAAUAGCACAUGGCUGGGGUGAAUCUAUAGGGUGUACAUAUAGCAUACAGCCAGUUCACCAUACAAUACUCUUUAAAACUCUACAAAACUUUAGACAUAUGUAUGAUAUAUAUAGCAAUCAAUAGUUGGGAUACUCAUACUGUUCACUUCAGUCAAGUCAAUCUAAAGCUGAUGCACAAGGCAACUUCUUGAGCAGUGCAGCUGGACAAUGUUCCUGAAUAGUGUUGUACGGGCAUAUCCCUGUUCAUAGUGGGCAGCCAUUUAUUAACUGAUCUAUAACUUAGACCAACAUUGAAUACUGAAUAGACAAUAGGCAAAUCAUCCAAUCGGAACACAUGGGGUUGGUGAUGUGGUUGCCCAGCAACAUUGCUCAAAACCUUGCUCCAUGUAUCGCUAGUUAGAUUGAUAUAAACACCAAACCAGCACACGCAGUGGGUUGAGAGGCCUUUAUCUGCCGGUCUCAGACAGCCCUUUAAACGUCACUGUUUACCAGUAACUGUGUUCUUCAGGUCAGCACACUGCCCUGCAGAAGCCAUACUACACACUAACCUGCCAGAGAGACUGUUCCAACUAUUCUAUGUAAAUGGCCAUAGCACACAGUCCAAGCAAAAAAAGAAAAGUAUAUGUUUAUAUUGGUUUUAUGUAGAAGAAUUUUCCGUACUACAGUGCACAUUAUUUUAUGUUGAUGCUAUAUACAGCGUCCCAUAAUAGUGAUGUUUUUAUUCAACUCGUGUUCUGUGUUGAGACACUCUCAUUUGUAGCAGCAGUUAGGAAUUAAGUCAGGAAUUCUACGGUAGAUCUUUAUUCCUAUGUCACCAUGUUUGCUGCCUACCUGUUCACAAAGAUCUGUAACAUUUUGCAUUUGAGAACACUGAUCCCAUUAUGUGUUUACUCUUGUGACCACCACCUUUUUCUGUUUUCAUGUUACGGUGCUCCGUCAAGUGAAGGAGCCAUUUUUGGACAAUGGAAUUAAUGCAUGAGACAGUCAUGCACUGAUUUCCUGAUAUGGCAGUCUGCAGUGUGUUUGAAAGUGAAAUGUGUUUAUGUGGGGGGGUGGGGGAGUUAUUCUGUUACAAAUAGACUUUCAGCGGGCAGAGAUAUGAACUGGUCUGCCAAAGAUGUAGGGAAAACCAGCCUUAGUGUAGGGAAGAUGUGACCCAGUGGAAUACUUCAAUUGCUUUGGUAUGCCCUGUUGUCAUCCGUUGGAUAUCUGAGGUGAAAGUCGAUGAGGCUCUGUACGAGAGUGCUGUGUUGAUGGUGGUGUGAUAUGUUGGGAGGAGCGAGCGUCUGUCUUGGUGUUUCCUCGUUGGUGGCAUGUUACCUGUGCUGUGCAGACGCACCUGCGGUCGCUGCCUCCUCCUGUCCUCCCACUCCAGAGCUUGUGCCUUUUUCUGUUCUCUGAUUUCUUUGUAAAUCUGCACUUUAAAUACAGUAUGGUCAUUAGCAAAAACACGCCGUCCAUGUUGUCUCUUUUCUUUAUUCCUUCCUAAUAUUAGUGUGCUUUACCGCUGGUGUUUAAACUGUACGCUUUCCUUUGCUCUCUUCCUAUAACUUAUUCAUGCUGUGCAACUUUACUUAAAACUCUUCAAAAGGAGUUGUGUGCGUUAGUCAUCUGGUCUAGUGGGGCUUGGCACUUUCCACUCUGCUUAACAACUGCUUGACCUGCUUGACUCUGACAAUCGCUGCUAAGCUGUGCAACAUGUUCAGGUACGGCUGUCUUUCUCUCUCUGCUCACUCACCUUCAUGUCCUCCAUGUGCUUGGCCAUGUGUGUGUGUGUGUGUGUGUGUGUGUGUGUGUGUGUGUGUGGGAGAGAGCGAGACUGAGAGAUGUCAUAGUUUCCAGAUGCACAUCCAACAAGAUGCCAUUUUUGAUCCAAUGCAUGACCAAGCUAUUUAGUGGGGUUCAUGUUCUUCCCAUAAUGAGAUUUCUACUGUGCCCUCUAGGAGAUGAGACGUAUCAGGAUAUCUUCCGGGACUUCUCCCAGAUGGCGUCCAAUGAGCCUGACAAGCUGAAGCGCUUUUAAGCCAGAUGAUCAGAUGACAUAAGUCAGGUUGACUUUGGUCAGGUAAUCAUCACAGAGGGAGACUGGCUGACAGUUGAAGCAAAGCUCAAGGCUCAAGACACUGGACACCUGUGACUUGGGGACAGCUUUAAGAUUUUGGUUCUGAGUCCCAAUGGCGUCAAGACAUGAAGGUGACUCAGUCGAUUUUGGUGCUGUGUUGAGACUGAGUGGUAUCAAUCCUGAGGAUAACUUAGUCCAACUUUGAACUCAGAGCAGGCCUUUUGCAGUUUACUUCUCUUCAUGUUAUUUUGAGCUCCUCCACCACAGGCAGUUGGAUGAUGUCAAAUUUGCUAAACACACUAAUAAUUCCCAUCCUUAAAAUCUCCAUGGCUGUCCAUUGAAGUAACACUGUAGCCUACUAUACUGUAUGUCUGGCUCCAAAGUGACUUGCACUCAUCUGGUUUGAUCUGAUAUCUGCAGAUGAGGGCCACAGCCAUUCCACAGUCAGUAGGCUAGGAAGCUUCCCUAGACAGCAUUUCAAAGAAAACAGUAUUUAAGUAGAACAAACAAUCUCUGGAUGAUUUAACCUAGUGUUUUUUUUUUUUUUUUUUGCUUGUUGUAAGCAUUUCUCUUCAUAAUUAGAACAAGAGUUUGAAUGGUGUAGCAAUGAUAGACCACAUACUUUCUGGAAAAAGACAAACAGACCAUACCAUGAGUGAUGGUGGUGUAGGCCAAGUUCUGACUCCUUGCUCCCUAUAAUGUAGACGAUGGCAAAGUGCUAUAUCACCACUGUCUUCUCGGGAGAACCUUUAAGCAUUCCACAACAAAGUAUACAGUAGCCUCUUUCUCAACACCAAAUACACUCAGGGAAGACAUGCUGUUUUAGGUGUUUAUAUUGGUUUAUGAAACACUAUGAUGUGACUUAAUCAGCAUAUCGUCUUUAAGGCUCCAAAAGAUUUUGUUUACAACCAAAAAUAAAUGUGUAAAAAUUGUGUUUAUUGUACAAAACAUCUGUGUGUGACUGUUAUUUAUUCCUUUAGUGUGUGAAUGCUUCAUGAAAUUCCCAAUAAAAUAGCAAGGAAUG